Messenger RNA from Centruroides sculpturatus (bark scorpion), 2010 nucleotides. RefSeq names its product xenotropic and polytropic retrovirus receptor 1 homolog. The coding region runs from base 132 to 1334 and encodes 400 amino acids. Gene Ontology annotation, biological process: phosphate ion transport; cellular response to phosphate starvation. The transcript is spliced from 8 exons. NCBI's taxonomy places the organism in Eukaryota, Metazoa, Arthropoda, Arachnida, Scorpiones, Buthidae. Gene Ontology annotation, cellular component: cytoplasm; plasma membrane; Golgi apparatus. The record is from RefSeq and is a predicted model, not a curated record. Gene Ontology annotation, molecular function: inositol hexakisphosphate binding.
UUGGUCUCUUUUCUGGUGCCUUUAUUGUGUUAGUUGUAGCUGUUAUUUUAUCAGCUACUUUUAGCAAAGCCAGAGACGAUUGGCGAAUUGUCUUCCGUUUAUAUCGAGGUACAUUGCUUAUCAUUCUGUUCAUGUUCCUGAUCGGAAUAAAUGUGUAUGGUUGGCGUACGUCUGGCGUAAAUCAUGUACUUAUUUUUGAAUUGGAUCCUCGAAAUCAUCUUUCUGAACAACAUCUUAUGGAAAUGGCAGCAAUAUUUGGUGUGAUGUGGGCUUUAAGUGUUCUUGCAUUUUUGUAUAGUAAUCAUCUUUCCAUUCUUGCAUAUGCUAAUCCCUUAAUAUUAGUUGUUGUGAUGCUAGUGUUUUUAUUUAAUCCAACAAGAACGAUGAGAUAUCAAGCACGAUUCUGGCUUCUGAAAGUUUUGGGAAAAGUAAUCGCAGCUCCUUUUUUUCAUGUCGGAUUUGCUGACUUUUGGUUAGCUGAUCAACUGAAUAGUCUUGUUCCUGUAUUAGUUGAUUUUGAAUAUUUUCUAUGUUUUUACAUUACUGGUAUUGAUUGGUCUGAGAACAAUGAUUCCGAAAAGUGUGUUAAAGAACAAGUUGGUAUGAUUUUACGACCAGUUGUUGCUUGUUUACCGGCAUGGUUUAGAUUUGCUCAGUGUCUCAGACGUUAUCGAGAUACAAAAGAAGGGUUUCCUCAUCUGGUGAAUGCAGGAAAAUAUUCAACUACUUUUUUUGUUGUCAUUUUUUCAACAUUAUUUAAUACAUUCAAAGAUGAUUAUGAAGAAUCAGAAUACAAUCCAUAUUUUUUCCUUUGGAUUAUAUUUGCUUUAAUUAGUUCAUGUUAUACUUACGUCUGGGAUAUUAAAAUGGAUUGGGGCUUAUUCGAGUGCUUCUCUGGUGAUAAUAAGUUCUUAAGAGAAGAAAUAGUGUAUUCGUCUCCGGGUUAUUAUUACUUUGCUGUAAUUGAAGAUUUUGUGUUAAGAUUUGGCUGGACCUUAUCAGUUUCACUAACAGAAAUGGGUGUUAUUCACACUGAUCUGAUGGUAUCUAUUUUAGCUCCUCUUGAAGUAUUUAGGAGAUUUGUUUGGAACUUUUUCCGUUUGGAAAACGAACACCUUAACAAUUGUGGAAAAUUCCGUGCCGUUAGAGAUAUAUCAGUAGCUCCCAUUGAUUCAAAUGAUCAAGCUCUUAUAAUUAAGAUGAUGGAUGAAGAAAAUGGAGUUGUAAAUAGGAAAAGAAAAGAUAAAAAGAAACUAAUGAAGAGGAAGAAGUCAUCCGAUGCUAAAGUCUUACUUCUUGAAAGCACCGGAAACGAUACAGAUCAUGAAUUUUAAAUAUUCCCCAAAAUUUUCCAGUUUUUGUAAGAGGAAAAAAAAAUUUUGUUGUACCUGCAUUAGUAUGUAACUUUUUGUAGUUUGUUAAAAUUAUGUGAUUGAAGAUAUAUAAAUUUAUUUUCUUAAAAAAAUCUGAGAGAUAUUUUCUAAUAUAGGAAAUACAGAUGUAUAUUUAAAAAGAAUAGAAUAUCAUUUAUUUAAAGACAUCCUCUUCUAUAUAUAUAUGUAUUAUAUUUAAAUUAUUUUAAAGGUUAUAUAUUUGAUUAUGUUAAUCUUAUGUAUAAAGUUUUAUAAAUUAUGAUAAUUCCAGAUGUAUAUUUUGAUAUACUAUAUACCAAGAAUUAUACACAGAUGUUAUUUAAUUAGACAAGCAAGCUAUUAUUUUUAAACAAACCAAAGAACUUCAUAUUUAAUAUAUUAAUUUGUCAUUUUUUCAGAAAAAAGAAAAAAAAAAUUGUACAUUUUAAAUGUUUUUCUUUGCAUUUAGUUUCAUCUCUCGCAUCAAAAAAAUUUAAACCAACGAGAUUUGUACAGACAUAAAAUAUCAAAUUAUUGUGACACAUUUUUAUGCCAUUAAAGCAAUCUUGUCAUUGAAUGUUCAUAUCAUUAUUUUAUAAAAUAAUGGAAUUAAUCCAGAAUUUUGUAAAAACAAACAAACUUUGCUAUGUUAUAACUU